AUGAAAUCAAGAAAAUGGACUUUAAGAAUGGUUACACAUGUUUUUGAUAUGGCCACAGUCAAUAGUUGGCUAGAAUAUAAAAUGGAUUGUAAGCAUUUGAAUGUUGAUAAAAAACAUAUUAUGGACUUACUGCAUUUCAAAGAGCGUUUGUCUGAAACUCUUAUUUUGGUUAAUAAUAUUGUUGUUAGGAAGAGAGGAAGACCUAGAUGUAGCCCAGUUUCAUCAUCACCAUCACUAUCCUCUACACCAGAAACAGCCAAAAAAAAUAUUAAAAGAAUUGACCAGUGA
Macrosiphum euphorbiae (potato aphid) is the source of this 288-nucleotide messenger RNA. The record is from the annotation of a GenBank genome assembly. NCBI's taxonomy places the organism in Eukaryota, Metazoa, Arthropoda, Insecta, Hemiptera, Aphididae.